AUUGAUCCGUUUAUGGGUGUUUAACAAAAGAAGAGAUCCGUUUUAUGGAUAUACACCCUAAUAAUUUCCCUGUAAAAAAAAAGAAAAGUCACUACUCACUAGCAUUGAAGUUGUUGGAUGCACAUGUCUUUGUUGUUCUCUGAUAUUUAAGCUAGGCCUCAUACACAGUUAAUAUUAACUCGUUUUACAGUACAACAGAAGAAAAAACAGCAACGCGUUUAACUUUAUACUAUUUUGUCCCUUUUUUCUUAUCUGAUUAUAGUAUUUUGAUGAAAAAUUACUUGACCAACCACUUAUAUUAGAAAAAUACUUUUCGUGCAUGCGUGCGUAAUUAAAGAAUCCAAUUAUUGAUUUUCGUCGUCGCCACACCAAAUGUCUUUUCCAAAUUCAGUUCAAUUCUUUUGAAUUUUCUCACUUGGAAUUAAAUCCAUUUGCAAAGCUGUAAUUGUAUAUGAUUAGACCCCAAAAAAGCUGUAUGUGACUCAAUAACCCUUUGUUUCUAUAGAUGUCAAUCUCUAAUGGACGUAUAUAUGAAGAGACUCGUUGAAUAGAAUAGAUUCCGAGAUUUGCAUGGUUAACUAAUUCCACUUUUUCUUAUUCUAAUCGUUGGCCAAUUCCACUCUUCUCUUUUUCUUCAACCUUUUCUUGCAAUUCUUCAAUAUCUGUUCAUAUUUAUUCUUUACUCAGCAGCCAACUUUCCCCAGUUAAGUACAUAAAGAGAUUAAUCUCAACCAAAAGAGAGGGUUUUGUGAUAUGAUCUGGUUUCUUGAGUUUUUAAAAUAGAAAUCUAGAGAAGAGAAGAAAACAAAACAAUGAAGUUUGGGAAAGAGUUUGCUGCGCAGCUGAUUCCAGAAUGGCAACAAGCUUACGUGGAUUAUUCUUGUCUCAAAUCCAUUCUCCAAGAAAUCCAAAAUGCACGGAAGCGAUCAGGUGCCGUAACACGCAAGCAACCUGUGCACCGCAACUUUAGCGGCCUGACUAACCGUUCAAACCGAGUCGCCACGUCAGAAGAACUUGAAAACCAGGACAUAAUGGUGAGUGAAAUGAUUGGUGAUGAUGGGUUUGAGAGAUACGAGACGUCCAUCAUGAGAGUUGCAGAAGCUGGGAGAGAGCCAGAGCUUGUGUUCUUUAAAACCCUAGAUCUUGAGUUCGAUAAAGUGAACCAUUUCUACAAGUCUAAAGUGGAGGAAAUGGUGAAGGAGGCAAUGGUUUUGAACAAGCAAAUGGAUGCUCUGAUUGCUUUUAGAAUCAAAGUAGAUCAACCAUCUUCGUCUUGGAUCUGUUCUGAAACAGUAUCAGUCGAUGUGAAUGCCUUGGAUACUACGGAACAUAGUAAGUUCGCUCAUAUUAUUUUGUUUGUUAGGGUUUAGUAUGAAAGAAGAACAAAACGUUUGAAUAUUUUUGUGUUUGGUCUUGAAGGAAAGACGUUAGCUGACGUGAUGGGAAUCAUAGUAUCCAACCAUGGAGAUUCAACGAGAGGGAACAUGCCAGAGGCUUUAAGUGUUCUUGAACGUAUCAGACUAAACAAAGAUCAAGAAACUCCUCUGUCCAGGAUUAGAAACGUCCUCAAGCUCUCUAGCCACGAAGAGCUCAAAUUCACAAGAGAGAGUCUCAAGAAAAUAGAAGAACGUCUUAAGGAUGUCUUCAUCAAGUUUUAUCGCAAGCUUAGACAUCUCAACAAUUACAGGUAUGCAUAUUGUUUCUUAAGCACUCGCGUAAGAACAACUCAUAACAGGUUGUUUGUUUUAUUCAGCUUCUUGAACGCCUUGGCGAUUUCAAAGAUCAUGAAG
Brassica napus (rape) is the source of this 1790-nucleotide messenger RNA. Its product is annotated as phosphate transporter PHO1 homolog 7-like. Bases 813 to 1370 code for a protein of 185 amino acids. Gene Ontology annotation, biological process: phosphate ion transport; cellular response to phosphate starvation. The transcript has a single exon. Gene Ontology annotation, cellular component: plasma membrane; cytoplasm; Golgi apparatus. Gene Ontology annotation, molecular function: inositol hexakisphosphate binding. The record is from RefSeq and is a predicted model, not a curated record. NCBI's taxonomy places the organism in Eukaryota, Viridiplantae, Streptophyta, Magnoliopsida, Brassicales, Brassicaceae.